AUGGCAGAGUAAAUCUAGACUGGCGCUAUCAAAUCUAACUACAAAAGACUUGAGCUAUUGCAGAAUCCAGAUGAGUUUCAGCCACCUUAUAAAUUGGCUUAUUAGCUUCCAGAUAUUCCAAUUAAGCCCAAACUCUUCAAGAUUAAGAUUGACAACAAAAAAGCGUAUCAGUAUGAAUUGAGCUCAGUCGAGAUGAAUUAGGAGCACAUCAUUAAUGUGGACUAUAACAUGGGCAUGAAUAUUGACUUCAUAGAUAGAGAUAUAUUCUUACCCUUCCCCAAGGUGCAUAGACAUGGCAAGCCUCUUAUUCACAAUGGAAACAAUCACUCAUCCGAGACAAUCGCCUAGACUGAGAAAGAGUAAAAGGAGCUGGAGUUGAUGAGGUAGACUUACUUCGAUGAGAAGGAUAGGUUCAUAUUGAGUGACCGCAACACUUUUGAAAUUGAUGAGAGACCUUAAGAAAAAUAGGAGAGAGUGAUAAAGCUGCCAUCUAGAUAUCAACUUAUUGAUAAGGUCAAUAAGUGGGGAGUAGACAUCAGAAACCCUAUUGCAGUAAGAAGUCUAGAUGAAGAUGAACCUGAAAAUGACUCUGUUUUUACCAUCAAGGGAGACAAACACAAAAGAGAGCUAGCAGUUUAGCAGAUAUAGAGGAGAUUCGAAGCUGUCAAGCACAUUUAGGUAGGAUGCCAGAAAGGACCUGAGCACCCAGGUGUGGUCGCAACUAAGGUAGUUGACUUCGUUCCGUUUCUCUAGUAAAUGCCGAAUAAGGUUCAACUAGUGAUCUGUGAUGAUAACAUUGAGUUAGAACUGAACAAAAAAGCAGAGAAUAAUGACUUCAUCCUUAGACACUAUGUUGACGAUGAAGAUGAAAACUACAAGAAAUACGCUCUUUACAAGUUUAAUGAUGAGGUGAGCUUGACUCAGUAGAUUAAAGAAUCAAUACUGGGAAAGAGACUUAAGAAUUCUAAUGGCAGUCUCCAAGAAUUGGAGAAAGCUAUACAGUUGAAGCACGUCAGAGACUACAUCUACACUGUCUAGAAUACUGAGUCAUAGAUGAACGACUUUCUAGUUAUGAUGCCUCAGGCAGAUAACAACAAAUUGAAUACAGUAAAGUACAUACCGAUAAGUAGUAAGAUCGGUCUAUAAAAGAAAAAGAGGCAAAUUAGUAAGAGCAUGCGUGAAAUGAUAUUGGAGGGAGACAUGGUGGCAUCUUAGUAAGCCAGAAAAGGCAAAAACUCGGAGUAUAUAGUGAUUGCAGGCCGCGGCUAUACCCAGCAAGAGAUUUAAGCCAUCAAUAAAACCUAUGAUUCGAUUAGAUGUGAGAACCAGAUCGAUAUUAAUGAAUCUGCAGUGUUUAAGGAUAAAGAUAUUUUGAAAGACUCUGAAAAGCAUGAAGCUACCCAUCUCAAGGGUUUAUUCCACAACUUAAACGAAGAUCAAGAGGAUGAUGCUGGUGAGGAUGAAGACGGCAGCCAAGGCAACAACAAUCAUAAUAAUCAUCAUCGCUAAUAGGAGCAAGAUGCGAAUGACGAAGAGUAAUAGGAUGGUGGUAUUGGCGAUGAAGAUCUCGACGAACUGUUUUGA
This is a messenger RNA of Stylonychia lemnae, 1584 nucleotides long. NCBI's taxonomy places the organism in Eukaryota, Ciliophora, Spirotrichea, Sporadotrichida, Oxytrichidae. The record is from the annotation of a GenBank genome assembly.